Messenger RNA from Saccoglossus kowalevskii, 2281 nucleotides. RefSeq names its product sorting nexin-33-like. Gene Ontology annotation, cellular component: cytoplasmic vesicle; plasma membrane. NCBI's taxonomy places the organism in Eukaryota, Metazoa, Hemichordata, Enteropneusta, Harrimaniidae. Gene Ontology annotation, molecular function: phosphatidylinositol binding; protein binding. The record is from RefSeq and is a predicted model, not a curated record. Gene Ontology annotation, biological process: protein transport; mitotic cell cycle; plasma membrane tubulation.
CAAUAUGGCGUUGAAGGCAAAAGCCUUGUAUGACUUUGAAGGUGACACCAUUCAUGGUGAGCUAUCGGUGAAAGAAAAUGACAUUCUCACGGUGACAAAUCAAGAUGUAGGGGAAGGAUGGUGGGAAGGAUACACAGACCGAGGUGAAAGCGGUCUCUUUCCUGCUGCAUAUGUUGAGUUAAUAACGAGUGGACACCCACCGCCAUCAGCGCCUCCACCAGCAUUUCCAGUACCACUAGCAGAUCAGUAUGAUGGGCAGAACUCACAGACGUACGAUGGUGGUACACCCGAUAAUGAUUGGGAUGAAGAUGACUGGGAUGAUGACGAUAGUAGUACAUACUCUGAUGGCAGGGGACAACAUGCAGUUGGAUCUCCAACAGAUACUGGCACCAAUAGUGUUGCAAGAAGGACAGACAGCAAAACAGCCACUAUCAAACCAAAAGGAUUUAGUCGUUUUUCAACUUUUGUGAAGACAGGAGGUGAAGCUUACAUUCUAGGUAAUGCUAAGGCCAAUGUACCAGUUGAACAACAAAUCAGGAUUCAUGAAACUGAAUCAGGUCCGAUGUGGGAAGUCAACCCAGAGCCAUUCACAUGUACGAUAGCUAAUCCGAAAAAAGAAAGUAAAUACAAAGGAGUUAAAAGUUAUAUUUGUUAUCAAGUUACGCCAUCAAAUACGAAUAUACAAGUUAGUAGAAGGUAUAAACACUUUGAUUGGUUGUACAAUAGAUUAGUAGAAAAAUUUGCUUUUGUUGCCGUGCCUCCAUUGCCAGACAAGCAAAUCACAGGUCGUUAUGAAGAUGAUUUCAUUCAAGGGAGAAUGAAUCAGUUACAGGCUUGGUUAGACCGGAUGACUAAGCACCCUAUUAUACCCAGAGCAGCUGUAUUUACCCAUUUCUUAACUUGCACAGAUGACAAGAUGUGGAAAGCCGGAAAGCGGAGAGCUGAGAAAGAUGACCUUGUUGGAUCCACCAUCUUCUUGGCCAUUCAGCCACCACCACAUCCUUUAGAUGCAGCCACUGUUGAAUCUCAACAUGAGCACUUCAGUAAAUUUACUAAAAGUAUGGAUGAUAGUGUGAGUAAACUACUACAAGUUUCACACGAUCGAGAGAAGAAACACCAGGGGCCUUUCAGAAAAGAGUUUAAUAAGCUUGGUAAUGCAUUUAAUGCAUUAGCAAAUUCCUUCGAACUUGAUAACUUCCCAGAAUCAAAUGCCCUAACAGCAGCGAUUCACCACACUGGUAAGACUCAUGAAGAUAUAGGUACGCUGUAUGCAGCACAACCCCAAUAUGAUCUAAUUCCAAUGAUGACAACGUUGCAUGAAUAUGAUGGAUUGUUGUCAACCUUUCCUGAUAUGUUACAUGUUCACAAGGGUUCUCUAUCAAAGGUAAAGGAAUGCCAAAAAUUACAAGAAGAAAACAAAAUGGAUGGUAGUGAUGUUGCUAGUGUGAGUCAGAGGGCAGACAUUGUAUCGUACGCUUUGAUGGCCGAGAUAAAUCACUUCCAAGGAGAAAGAGUGCGAGACUUUAAGGCAACAAUGCAGAAAUAUUUACGAGAGCAGAUCACAUUCUACAAGAAAAUCACCGAAAAUCUAGAACGUACUUUAGCAAUGUAUGACGAGUUCUGAAAAAUUUGUUUCUUUUAAAUUCAAACAACCAAUGAUGAAUGAACACGUACCAUUGCUAGGCAACUAGAUCAGCCAAUCAUGUUUCCAUCAAAGUUCAAUGUGUGUCAAGUUACCGAAUAGCGUCAUAGCGGGUCAUCUCAAGCAACAUGCAGAAUACGUCGUGCAUAAUUAUUUGGGCAAUUCACAACAUGAUACUGUAUGUGGUAUUACAAGCCAGUGGUAUCGAAUAAGCCAGGCUUCAAAAAAUAUUUUAAAAUCUCAAAAACAAAACAAAAACAUGGUGACCAGUGAAGUGGAGUGAGAAAGUGUAUUUGUGGAAACAUGAAUGAUGGAAAUCUGUCAAAUGCAAAUCAUGGAUAAAUAUAAAAUUGUCAGAAAAAGGGAAAAGUUUACACAUAAUAUUCAGCUUAUAAAAUGCUGUCAAGCAGAAAUAAGCUGAAUGAAAUUUGAAUUUGUACAAAGCAAGUAAAAUACUAUAAUUAUAUUUCUGCCAAUAUUCUUACGAUGUCAAGCAUUAGGUUAUGACCCUGAAACUGAUUUUGUUGUUGUCUUAGUUUGACUUUUACAUUAGCAUUCCAGAUAACAACUUUUUCACAAUAUCAGGUGUGAAGAGUUUUCUAAUUUCUUAUGCAAAACACUAUGGUGUCAUUGAAUGGA